Messenger RNA from Microplitis demolitor, 2248 nucleotides. Its product is annotated as protein snail. Gene Ontology annotation, molecular function: RNA polymerase II cis-regulatory region sequence-specific DNA binding; DNA-binding transcription factor activity, RNA polymerase II-specific. The transcript has 4 exons. The record is from RefSeq and is a predicted model, not a curated record. Gene Ontology annotation, biological process: regulation of DNA-templated transcription. The coding region runs from base 392 to 1954 and encodes 520 amino acids. Lineage: Eukaryota; Metazoa; Arthropoda; Insecta; Hymenoptera; Braconidae.
UUUGUUCAUGUGACAGAUUGAGAAAGUGAUUCUCUUUGGUCAAAAAAGUCCAUUAUUUAUCGCUAAUUUAACGAAUUAGCUCACUUUGUGAUGAAUUGUACAUUAAUAUUAGGAAUAAGUAUAUAUCUUUAGAGGUAUCGUGCAACGAGAUAUUUUAGAACCUUUAAGAAUAAUUGAAUUAAUUAGACCAAAUUUUGAAUAUUAAGCAAGUUAAAAAACCCUACACAUAAGGAAUAAUUAUCUUUUGGUAAUGACGUGAAGUCCUGUAGUUGAUAUUUUAUUAAAUUCAAGUUAUAAAUAGUGUUUAAAUUUUUAUAAUUUCACACCUCGGUUUUUUUUGUUGCACUGUUUAUGUUAUUUGUUUCCUCUGUGCAAAUAAAAAUUGACCACCAUGCCGCGAUGUUAUAUGGUAAAGAAAGCUUUGUGCAACAAGUACAUGAGCGUUACGAGAGGAUUUGAAAGUUGGAACAGAUCUAGGGAUUCUCCUUCACCUCAUGCAACUCUAAUAACGGACUCUCCUAAGGUUUCUUUGACGCCCAUAGAUUCUUUAGAUAGCAACACAUCUCAGUUGAGGAAUGUUGUAUUCGAUAGAAAAAUAUAUUCCGUAUCAACUUCUAAUUCAAUUUCAUAUUCGUCACUAAAGUCAGAAAAAGAUUCUUCAGUUCUUGACUGUGAAAAAGCGGAUCAUGGGGGAUCAGAUAUAAUAUCUACAGCAACAUCUUCUUUGGUAACUACGAAUAGUCGAUAUCAAAAUCCUAUCAUUUCAAGCUCAUCAAAAACUCAAGAUGCAGAGGAAACGCCCAUAUUUCGAGAUAGAUCAGCAGCAGAAACUGAAGCAGCACAUGAUCUUUUAGAAUUAUCAAGAUCUUUACCUCCGUUGCCACCACCAAGUAUCGCGAUUGGUCCUCAAAACGUAAUAGAAUCUCCCACUACUGAAAAUGUCCAAGAAAUAAGUAUCUAUCAACCAGUAGAACCUCCAAUAUAUCAAGUAAAUACAAUAGAUUUAACUGGAAGUACGGCAACAGUAUACCAACAACAAGCAACAGGAAUUAUAUAUGAACCAACCAUUGUUCAGCAGACUUCAAAUGGUGUCUUCAUACCUCUCUCUCCCGUUCAAGAAAUUCUUUUCACAUAUACUACACCUACGAUACCUUCUAUCAUUGCAACUCAAGUAUCUCCUCUGGAAGCUCCUCCACUAACACCACCGACAUCUGAAUGCAGCAGUGACAUCGAGAAUAAUAACCCAAACUUACAACCUAGUCAAAGGGACAAAGAAGUACAAACUAUCACUGAACAGACGGAAGUUAAAACUGCUUCUUAUACUUAUGAUACGCUCCUAGUUGCUGACGGGAGGUCGAAAAAUAAAAAACAAAUUAGUAAUAUAAUUCAAAAAAAUAAUUCAGUAACUGAAAUAACUGUUGAACCACCAGAAGCACCAAGAGCUGGCCGAUACGUCUGUUGUGAAUGUGGCAAACAAUACGCCACGUCAUCAAAUCUAUCUCGGCAUAAGCAAACUCACCGAAGUAUCGACUCACAAUCUGCAAAAAAAUGUAUCCAUUGCGGCAAGGCCUACGUGAGCAUGCCUGCCUUAGCAAUGCAUGUACUCACUCACAAGCUUACUCAUAGCUGUGGGGUAUGUGGUAAAAUGUUUUCUAGACCUUGGCUGCUUCAAGGUCACCUCAGGAGUCACACUGGUGAAAAACCUUAUGGAUGUGCUCAUUGUGGUAAAGCUUUCGCAGAUAGAUCAAAUCUUCGUGCUCACAUGCAAACUCAUUCUGUUGAUAAAAAUUAUGAAUGUCCCAAAUGCCACAAAUCAUUUGCUCUCAAGUCAUAUCUUAAUAAACAUCUUGAAUCAGCUUGCCAAAGAGAUAAUGAGGAUGACAGUAGUAAUGAUAUUGAUACACCAAGUUUCUCUUUGACUCCUUCCGAGUGUGAGCCAUAUGGACGCUUAUGAAAAAUGAAGAAGACGAUUUAAGACUACCAAGGGCACGACAAAGAAAUGGAGUAGCAGUUCACUAUUUAACUUAAAAGAGAAAAACAAGACAAAAAAGGUUAAAAGAGGAUACUUUUGUCUGUUGUCAACUACGCUAGCUCAUCUUCAGGAUGGUUUGUUCUUCAAAUAGAUGAUAAACAAAAACAAGCGAAUAAAAGAACUAUGAAGUAGAAAUUGUAAAUGAAUAACUCGAUCAAUUAAUAAUAUGUAGCAAAAACUAAACAUCGAAAACGUUCAUUUUAUUACUCAUGAUUA